Molecule: messenger RNA, 3551 nt
Organism: Paramecium octaurelia
Lineage: Eukaryota; Ciliophora; Oligohymenophorea; Peniculida; Parameciidae
Source: the annotation of a GenBank genome assembly
AUGGAUCCUUCAAGUCUCCUAUUCAAAGUAUAGACUCCAGUGGUCGUAGAUUCCGAAAUAGAAGGCACAACCAAAAUAACUUAUAUAGAACCAAUCAGAUUGCAAAAGCGAAGAGUAGUACUAGGCGUGCUCCUCUCCGUCAUCACAAGCUUCUUGUUCACUCUAGCUUGCAGUUGGUCCAAGAAACUUGUGAGAAAGUUCUUCUUCAAAGAAUCGCACAUGGAAAUGGCAACUCACAUGUGGAUCACUAACAAUGACAAUUCAAAUAACAUAUCCAAGUUAAUGAAUAAGCAAAACGAAAUCUAUUUCAUCAAUCGAAAACUAAACUACAUCUACAAUAGUUCAAUGAAUGCAUUCAAAGCACUUGAGUACGAUCUGAGAACCAAAAGAGAAUUGCUAUAAACCACUGGCGUGCAAUGUAAGCCAAAGAUUAAUCAACUUAGAGCCCAUCCUAUUACAAGAGAAGUACGGCAAAUGCUUGAUUGACAUUCCAAAGCCUAAUUUGUUUGUGUAUUUGGUGAAAGAAUUAACAGCCCCGUUCUACAUAUUGCAGUACUUGACCUGCUUUUUGUGGGUCUUAGAAGGUAAUUAUUGAGUAAACUAAAACAGACUUGGCAAUAUUGUCAAUAAUUAUGAUAUCUGUUUCAUUGAUAUUCACAACAAUAAACUUUUUACUUCUUCAGAAUUCAGCCUAGAAAUUAAGAAACAUGGCUAAGAGUUUGGCUUAGGUCUAAGUCUACAGAGGAGCAUAACCCUGCUAUUAACAAGGCCUUCAAUUUAAAAAGAUUGAUAGCAAAGAUUUAGUGCCAGGAGAUGUGAUUGCAAUUGACAAUAAAAUGACUUUGCCUUGUGAUUGCGUUCUGGUUUCUGGAGAUCUCCUGAUGAAUGAAGCCUCCUUGACAGGGGAAUCAAUACCUAUUCCCAAAAUUCCAGUCGAAGAUUUGGAUCAACCAGUUUCAUUCAUGACUGAUAAAAGACAUUGUUUAUACGAAGGCACAAAGGUUCUGCUUGCAAGACCCAAACAAUAACAUGUGGUAGCCAUCGUAGGUAGAACAGGAUUUAGCUCUUUUAAGGGGCAGAUUUUUAGGAGUGUCUUAUAUCCAAAAGUUUAACCAUUUGCCUUUUACGGUUAAGGAAUCAAAUAUUUAAUUUGUUUGGCUAUAUGUGUUUUGAUUGUCUAUUUUGCAUUGCUACCAAGAAUGAUUGCCGUUGGAUUCAGCUUCAUGAUCAUAUUCUUAAGAUUUUGGGACGCUUUGACUUGGAUUGUCCCUCCAGCCUUGCCUAUCUUUGUUUCAAUGUGUCAAACAUAUUCAUUGAUUAGGUUAAGACAAAAAGGUAUUUUUGGAAUUGACCCAACAAAAUCACUUGUAUCGGGUAAAAUCAAUACUGUCUGUUUUGAUAAGACAGGAACUUUGACUACAAUAGGGAUUGACAUGUUUGGAUAUCAAUUGAGAAAUCAAUAGAAAUUUGGAAAAUUUAUACUGAAAAAUUAAGUGAAAAUAAAAAAUAGUCUAGAAUACAAAUUAUUUGCUACUUGUAAUGGAACAUAUGAGAUUGAAGGUGAUUUAAUGGGUGAUAGUCUUGAUGUAGAGUUAUUUAAGUUUACUGAUUUUAAGAUUGAUAAGCACCCUCCACAAAAUGUGAAAUCCAGAGUUGUAAAUAGAGAGGGAAUUGUUUUGGAUGUACUAAAACUUUAUGAAUUUGAAUCUGCAUUACAGAGGAUGAGCGUACUAGUAAAAGACUCAGAUGAUUAUUAUGUAUUUGUUAAAGGCUCUCCUGAAAAGAUGGCAGAACUAUCUAUGCAAAACACCAUUCCGACAGACUUUAAGAAGAAUCUGAAUAUAUUAACUAUGAAAGGUCUAAGAAUCUUAGGAUUUGGAUACAAAUAAAUCACUUAAGAGGAAUGUGAAAGAUUGAUGAAUGCAAGUAGAUAAGAAUGCGAAUCAGAUAUUCAGUUUUUAGGAUUGUUGGCUAUGGAAAACAAAUUAAAAAAUGAUACUCCAUAGGUUAUUCAUUUAUUAAAUAAUGCAUGCGUUGAUCUCAAAAUCAUUUCAGGUGAUAAUCCCUUAACCACUGUAUAAUGUGCUAGAGAAUGCGGAAUAAUCCCUGUUUGUAGGCCAGUCUUAUUAUUAGAUUACAAUGAAAAAGAAGUAUUAAUAUUCUUAAUAUAAUAGCAAUAAUUGUCCUUAGAUGAAAUAGGUGUUUUUGAAGAUAACUUGAAUAACAAUCAAUCAAAAUUAAACAGUGAAAUUGAUAUACUCUUCGAUGAAGUUGAAGAUGUAAACGAAUAAACCUUAGAUCAUCAAUAGAUAAUGAAUAAAUUAGUUCAACAUUUAUUAACUGCUUAGAAUAUCAAAAGAUCUAUUAUUUCAGAAAAUGAUAAUCUUAGUGCUAGUCAUUGUUUUGCAAUGAGUGGCAAGGCAUUUGAUUAUUUUUGGGAUUAAUUACCUCAUGAAGAAAUCAAAAAACACAAUAGGUAAUCCUUUGCUGGAUUUGAAUAACCAAUAGAUAAUGUAGAAUAAUUAAAAAUACAAGGUUUAACUGAUGAAGAACUUCAUUAUAAGUUAUUUGCCUCAAUAUGUUUGAAGGCAAAAGUCUUUGCUAGAAUGAGACCUGAACAAAAAUCGAUGGUUAUCGAAAAGCUUCAGCAAUUAAAUAAAAUGGUAUUAAUGAUUGGUGAUGGAGCUAAUGAUUGUGCAGCCAUCAAAUAAGCAAACGUUGGAGUUUCAUUUGCUUAAAGUGAUGCUGCUUAUUCGGCUCCUUAUUCUAGUGCAGAUGAUAGCAUUGAUUGUGUGAGAUAGGUUCUCUUAGAUGGAAGAUGCACACUCUAAAAUGCUCUUGAAGUAUUCUAGUACUAUGUUGGAGCCAGUGUCAUAAAAUACAUCGCAGCCAUGAUAAAUAUGUCUUUUGGAUAAAACUUUGGAGAUUUGCAAUAUAUUGCUAUCAAUUACAUUGGAUCAUUGCCUUAUCUAAAAUCGAUAUCCCUAUCCAAGCCUUCAAUCCUUUUGACUAAAGAACUUCCAAAUGAAAGUAUGAUGGCUAUUUCGAACGCAGCCGUCUUAAGUUUCUAAAUCAUAGUGGCUUCAUUUGGUCUGAUCGUUAAUUUUCUGUAUUGGAAUAGUUUUGAAUGGGACAAUGAACCAGGAGUAAUCAAUGGUAAAUUCUCAAAGGAAGGAACAAUACAAACUACUCUUUUCAAAAGUAUUUAAAUCUACUUUAUCAUGGCUGUUAUUGCUAUUUACACUUCAAGACCAUUCAAAUAGAAACUCCUUACUCACAAAAUUAUGUUACUCUUCAUCUGCAUAAGUUUAUGUUUUACUUUAUGGAUCUUCUUCACUUAUUAAGAAUGGCAAUAUACGGUAUUUAAACUCUAUAACACAAAUGCAUAACAUGGGAGAUCCUAUAAUUUUAUACAAUUUAUCUUAACAAUAAUCGUCGGGUUGGUCAUGCUCUUAGGUGAUGAAUAUUUCAUAAAGAGAGUGUUUCCUAACAAUUAGAAAUAAAUAAAAAAGUCGAGAGUUAGACCAAGUAUAUAAAGUUAUGUUUCUUGA